CCAAAGAUUUGUCAUUUACGCUGUUGCUUCUUCUUCUUCUUCAAGUCUUUCCCGCUCGCUCAGAGACAUUUAAACAAACACUUCGCCUACAAUAAAGUUCACAAUCAAUUCAAUAGUAAUUUUCAGAGAUAAGAAAAUGAAGUACGUCUUGGUUACUGGAGGAGUCGUGAGUGGACUGGGCAAGGGCGUCACCGCCAGCAGCAUAGGCGUCGUCCUUAAAGCCUGUGGCCUCCGUGUUACUUCUAUCAAAAUUGAUCCUUAUCUGAAUACUGAUGCUGGAACCAUGUCUCCUUUUGAACAUGGGGAGGUUUUUGUUCUUGAUGACGGUGGAGAGGUCGAUUUGGAUUUAGGUAACUAUGAGCGCUUCCUAGAUGUUACUCUUACCAAAGAGAAUAACAUUACUACUGGAAAGAUAUAUCAGUCUGUCCUUGAUAAGGAACGAAAAGGUGAUUUUCUUGGGAAGACUGUUCAGGUUGUUCCACACAUCACAGAUGCUAUUAAGGAGAGGAUUGAGUCAGUUGCUCACGUUCCUGUGGAUGGAAAAGAGGGUCCUGCGGAUGUCUGUGUGAUAGAAUUGGGAGGCACUGUGGGCGACAUCGAAUCAAUGCCAUUCAUCGAGGCUUUGCGACAGCUGUUUUUUUCAGUUGGACAUGAUAACUUCUGCCUUAUUCAUGUCAGCCUAAUACCUGUCCUGGGCGUUGUUGGAGAGCAAAAAACUAAGCCUACACAGCAUAGUGUCCGGGAACUUAGAGCCUUGGGCUUGACUCCUCACCUGCUUGCUUGUCGCUCAGCUCAGCCUUUAUUGGAUAACACAAAGCAGAAACUUUCACAAUUCUGUCAUGUUCCGGCUGCUAACAUCCUUAAUAUUCACGAUGUUCCCAACAUUUGGCAUAUUCCCCUCUUGCUGAGAAACCAAAAUGCUCAUCAUUCAAUUCUGAAACAGCUAGAUUUACUGAGCAUUGCCACGCCUCCAGAUUUAGAAGCCUGGACCAGGAUGGCAGAAACUUUUGAUAAUCUCACUGAUUCUGUCGGUGAGGAUUGCUAUGGUUGGGAAAUAUGUUGGUUUGACAGACUCAUAUUUAUCCGUUGUGAAGGUUUGGCACUUUUACAUGCCUGCAUUGCAUGCUCUUUGAAGCCAUCUAUUGACUGGAUUGCAGCUUCAGACCUCGAAGAUGAUUCUGUUAAAUCGGCCCCAGAAGCGCAUGCUGCUGCAUGGAAGACCUUGAGAAAUGCUGAAUGUGUCCUAGUUCCUGGUGGAUUUGGAGAUCGCGGUGUAAGUGGAAUGAUAUUGGCUGCCAAAUAUGCUAGAGAAAAUAAUGUUCCUUAUCUUGGCAUUUGCUUGGGCAUGCAGAUCUCUGUAAUAGAGUAUGCCAGAUCUGUUCUUGGUUUUGAAAGGGCAAACAGUGCAGAGUUUGAUAAGGAGACGCAUAAUCCUGUCGUCAUUUUUAUGCCUGAAGGAUCAAGAACUCAUAUGGGAAGCACAAUGAGAUUAGGAUCUCGAAGAACACUAUUUCAGACUACUGAUUGUGUUACUUCUAAAUUGUACUGCAAUGCACAAUAUGUAGAUGAGCGACAUCGGCAUAGAUAUGAGGUAAACCCAGAUAUGAUUGAGGUUCUUGAAGAAGCUGGGCUGAAAUUUGUUGGGAAGGAUGAAACUGGGAAAAGGAUGGAGGUUCUGGAGCUUCCAGGUCAUCCAUUUUAUGUAGGAGUGCAGUUUCAUCCAGAAUUUAAAUCACGGCCAGGGAAGCCCUCUGCACCGUUUUUAGGUCUCAUAUUAUCUGCAAAAGGACAAUUGGAAGCAUAUCUUAACAGGCAUCAGAAUGGAAGUUGAUUAACAAGUUGUAAUGAUAUGUCCGAAUUAGAUUACAAGCUCCUAAUCUGAAGGUAGGAAGAAGUUGAUAUACGGUAGGAGGUAAUCUUGAAGCGGAUAAUACAAAUUAAGGCACACAUUCGGCCCUUCAGCUGGUUUACCACAGUAGCAGAGCAAAAUUUGGGAGUUGCUACCUGAAAGUCGUGGCAGUAGGUGAAAGUUUAUAACAUCAAUUCAUUGACUGAUUACGUUUCUGUUCUAUUGUGCAAGCCCUUUUUUUAUUUUUAUUUUAUAUUAUUGUAUACGGUUUGAGGCAAGACAGCUGUUGGCCAAUAAUUUUCUUUGGAGAAGUUGCUCAAGUUUCAAAACUACCAUGUAACUAAUUGUGUAUCAAUUGUUUUUUCUCGUGACCAACAUGAUUGGAUUUAGUCGCUGUGAUAUAUAUAUAUAUAUGUGUGUAUUUCUUUGA
Gossypium raimondii (Peruvian cotton) is the source of this 2279-nucleotide messenger RNA. RefSeq lists its product as uncharacterized. Gene Ontology annotation, biological process: CTP biosynthetic process; pyrimidine nucleobase biosynthetic process. The transcript has 23 exons. Gene Ontology annotation, molecular function: identical protein binding; CTP synthase activity. Lineage: Eukaryota; Viridiplantae; Streptophyta; Magnoliopsida; Malvales; Malvaceae. The record is from RefSeq and is a predicted model, not a curated record. The coding region runs from base 137 to 1831 and encodes 564 amino acids.